AUGGAAAUCGCACAGAAAGCCCACCUCGCCGCCACGGUGCUGAAAACCGUGUCCAACGAUGACCGAACUGCCACCCUCAAAAUGGUCCACGAUGCUCUUCGAGAGGCCAAGGACGAGGUCAUUGCUGCCAAUGUCAAGGAUCUCGAUGCUGCUAAAUCCGCCAACCUGUCUCCUUCUCUCAUCAAGCGACUCGAUCUGUCCACCGGCGACAAGUACGACUCCAUGCUGCAGGGUAUUCUCGAUGUCGCCUCUCUCGACGAUCCCGUUGGAAAGGUGACUCUCGCCCGAAAGCUGGACGACAACCUUGAGCUGUACCGACUCACCUGUCCCGUUGGAGUCCUACUCGUCAUCUUCGAGGCCCGACCUGAGGUCAUUGCCAACAUCACUGCUCUUGCUAUUAAGUCUGGUAACGCUGCCAUCCUCAAGGGAGGUAAGGAGUCUCUGCACUCUUUCACCGCCAUUGCCAAGGCCGUCACCAAGGCACUGGAAAAGUCCAAGGUUCCCCCCGGAGCCAUCCAGCUCAUUGCCACCCGGGACGAGGUCUCCUCUCUCCUGUCCCAGGAUCAGUACAUUGACCUGGUCAUCCCCCGAGGCUCCAACGAGCUCGUCAAACACAUCAAGGACAACACCAAGAUCCCCGUCAUGGGCCACGCCGACGGUAUCUGCGCCAUUUACGUCGACCAGGACGCCAAUGCCAAGAUGGCUGCCGAUAUCGUUGUCGAUGCCAAGACUAACUACCCCGCUGGAUGCAAUUCCGUCGAGACUCUGCUGAUCAACGAGAAGGUCAUCUCCGACAAGUGGCCCACCGUUGCCUCUGCUCUCGUGGACGCCAACGUCGAGAUUCGAGCCACCCCCGAGCUCAUUGAAGCUCUUCCCGCUGACCUCAAGUCCCACUGCAAGACUGCCACUGAGGAGGACUUCAAGACCGAAUUCCUGGCCCACAUCAUCGCCGCCAAGUCCGUGCCCACCGUCGAGGACGCCAUGGCCCACAUCAACUCCCACGGCUCGUCACACACUGACUGUAUUAUUACCGACAACGAAACUACCGCAGGCAAGUUCCUCAAGGGUAUCGACUCUGCUGGAGUCUACUGGAACGCCUCCACUCGAUUCGCUGACGGUUUCCGAUACGGAUUCGGCACUGAGGUCGGUGUUUCUACCAACAAGAUCCACGCCCGAGGCCCCGUUGGACUCGAAGGUCUGGUAAACUACCAGUACAUUCUCAAGGGUAACGGCCAGAUUGCCGCCUCCUACCUAGGAGCUGGUGGUGACAAGCCUUUCAAGCAUGAGGACCUUCCUCUUGAGAACUAG
Yarrowia lipolytica CLIB122 is the source of this 1308-nucleotide messenger RNA. RefSeq lists its product as uncharacterized. The record is from RefSeq and is a predicted model, not a curated record. Gene Ontology annotation, molecular function: NADP binding; glutamate-5-semialdehyde dehydrogenase (NADP+) activity. Lineage: Eukaryota; Fungi; Ascomycota; Dipodascomycetes; Dipodascales.